GGGUUGUAAUUUUCCUUUUUAGUGGGUAGUCUGAUGGUUCAAGUGAUUCCAAGUCCUUUUUCUUGGGUUAUUGCGAGCUGUUUCAUUUCGUUUUUGAUAUUUGCAUUGUUUUGCAGUUUGAGGUGGUAGUCCCUGACCAUUGGAAAUUGGAAUCACAAUCAAGCCAAGACGGAUAGGAGUUGAGACUUUUGGUGGACAGUGGACCGAUGCAUCAUUGUUCAUGGUGAUCAGCAAAGUUGUGAGGACCUAGUGAUCUACUACAGGCCUCCAGUGUUACAAAAUACUGUAGGCAUCAUGGGGAUCUUCUCAACCAGCUCACCAUUCGACAAUGAUGUUGAUCGUGUCACGGACGAGAAGAACACCACGGAGGACUGGGGUCUGAUCAUGGACCUGUGCGACCGGGCGGCGGCCAAUCCAAAGGACGCCAUGCGCUCCAUCAUCCGUCAGCUGAACCACCGUAACCCGCACGUCCAGCUGCAGACCAUCACCCUGUUGGAUGCCUGUGUGAACAACAGUGGGAAACACUUUCACCUGGAGGUGGCCAGCCGCGAGUUCGAGCAGGAAUUCAAGAAGCACGUGUUCAACCCAAACACCCACAAGCGCGUUUCCUCCCGACUGUUGGCCUCGCUGCAGAAGUGGGCCGAGACCGAGUUCCGCUCGGACUCACAGCUCUCGCUCAUCCCGAGCCUGUACCGGUCGCUACAGGACGAGGGACUGUACGCCCGACUGGCCGACCACGAGGCGCCGCCAAAGAAGGCCGCCGCGGCCGCCAGCCGAGACCCGAAUGUGGUCAGCUCACAGCAGGAGGAAGACGAUAUCGCCAAAGCCAUCGCCCUGUCGAUGAAGGAGGCGGAGAAGGCGCCGCGCUCCUCCAGCCUGUACCCGUCGGCACAGAGCGUGCUCAGCUCCCCGGGACCGUCCUCCUCAUCGUCCGGUGGGACUGCCGGAGGCGCCGGCGCCGGCGCCGCCGCUGCCGCUAAACCCGAGCGGAAGGUGCGGGCCCUGUAUGACUUCGAGGCGGCCGAGGACAACGAACUCACCUUCAAGGCUGGGGAGAUCGUGCUUGUAACAGAGGACAGCGACCCCAACUGGUGGCUGGGUUCCAACCACCGCGGCAAGGGCCUCUUCCCGUCCAACUUUGUCACCUCGGACCUCUCCGAGGAGCCAGAGCAGUGGAAGGAGGAGCGUCAGCAGCGAAAGUCUGUCCAGUUCAACGAGGAGGUGGAGGUGAACACAGUGGAGCGCGCCGCCGCCGAGCCGGUGGCCAUCGACGGCGCCAAGAUAUCCGAGCUGCUGGAGCUGCUGAACGAGGCGGACCCGACCGGCGACCGGCCCGACUCAGACCACCUGCUGGCGCUCGAGGAGCAAUGUCUGGCGAUGGGCCCGCUGAUUGACCAGGAGCUGGAGCGCACCGACCGGCGGCACGCGCAGCUCACCAAGAUCAGCUCGGACCUGGUGGACGCGCUCAACCUCUACCACCAGCUGAUGCGAGACACGCCGGCCGUGUCCGGCUACUACGGCCCGCCGCCGGCGCACCUGGUCAAACAGUACGGCCAGCCGGGACCGAUGGGCGGCGCGCCGCCGCCAGGAGGCUUCUACGGGAUGCCGCCGGCGCCGCCCGGCCUGCCGCAGCACGGCGCUCCGCAGCCGUACCCGGGCCCGGGCCCGAUGAUGCCGCCGAGGCCGGGCCACAUGGCCGGCUACCCGCAGGCGCCGCCGCCGCCGCACAUGGACGGACACAUGGGCGGCCCGCCGGGACCCAUGGCGCCGCCCAGCUCCAUGGCGGGCGGGCCCCACGGACCCAUGGGCCCGCCGAGCUCCAUGGGAGGAGCGUACCCCGAAUCGUCCGCCGCCGGAGGACCUCCCCCUGGAUUAGACCGACCUGCGUAUUACUGACUCAGCUGCCCCCGCCGGGCGGUGCGCCGCCGCCCCACUGGGGCCACUACGCCGGCCCGCCGCCGGCCGAGCACCAUUUCGCCGGGUACGCCGCCGCUGCCGCGCCGAUCGGUCCGCCUCGGCAGCACCUGUGAGAGCGGCCAGCGCCGCUCCGACCCACUCACUAGCUAUGGCAAUGUAUUCACACAUCUAUUCUAU
Amphibalanus amphitrite is the source of this 2094-nucleotide messenger RNA. RefSeq names its product signal transducing adapter molecule 1-like. Gene Ontology annotation, molecular function: ubiquitin binding; phosphatidylinositol binding. Gene Ontology annotation, biological process: protein transport to vacuole involved in ubiquitin-dependent protein catabolic process via the multivesicular body sorting pathway. The transcript has 12 exons. Gene Ontology annotation, cellular component: ESCRT-0 complex. The record is from RefSeq and is a predicted model, not a curated record. NCBI's taxonomy places the organism in Eukaryota, Metazoa, Arthropoda, Thecostraca, Balanomorpha, Balanidae. Bases 295 to 1896 code for a protein of 533 amino acids.